Messenger RNA from Chiloscyllium plagiosum (whitespotted bambooshark), 2063 nucleotides. RefSeq names its product rod cGMP 3',5'-cyclic phosphodiesterase subunit gamma. Lineage: Eukaryota; Metazoa; Chordata; Chondrichthyes; Orectolobiformes; Hemiscylliidae. The record is from RefSeq and is a predicted model, not a curated record. Gene Ontology annotation, cellular component: photoreceptor outer segment membrane. Gene Ontology annotation, molecular function: 3',5'-cyclic-nucleotide phosphodiesterase activity; cGMP binding. Gene Ontology annotation, biological process: positive regulation of epidermal growth factor receptor signaling pathway; visual perception; positive regulation of G protein-coupled receptor signaling pathway.
CAGCAAAGAUCCAGAACCACGUAGAUAGAAAGACAGAAGCAUUGACGAGAGCUAGUUAGGGCUCUCGCCUUUCAGUUGGCGAAUGUUCCCCUUUGCCUCCACAUAGUGUACCCUAGUGAAGUGCAGCACAAAAAACAGUAACUAUGGCAGCAAACCCCCUGGAAAUUCAACCAAACUUGAAAGCACAAGAGAUGGCUCUCUCUUUAGAACCACCGAAACCUUUGGGAGAAAUUAAAUCAGCCACAAGAGUAACUGGAGGACCAGCAACUCCUAGGAAAGGACCACCAAAGUUCAAACAAAGACAGACAAGACAGUUUAAGAGCAAGCCACCAAAGAAAGGAGUACAAGGGUUUGGUGAUGACAUUCCUGGAAUGGAAGGAUUAGGCACAGAUAUCACCGUCAUAUGCCCCUGGGAGGCCUUCAAUCAUCUGGAAUUACACGAACUAGCACAAUAUGGUAUCAUCUGAAGUCGCGACAGAACUCUGCAUUUUUACUGUGUUCCUCGGGAGAGUUUCCAACACCACCCCGUCCUCCCCUCUCUAUUUCACCAGUGGCUUCAAAAACAGAAAAAAGGCCAAGCCUCUUGCACAACUGCAAAGAAAAGCAUAGCAGUAAAAACAAACUCUCCUUUCCAGACUCAUGUUUCCUUUGUACUUCACUUAAAACAUGAGCAUGUUUCCUGAAAUGUAUCACUCAGAAUUCUUGUCUCUUGUUAUCAUCAAUGCCGAUCAUUCCUCAACUCACCUUCUUUCCAACAAUAUUAGUAAAAACUUUUUAAAUCCAUGGACAUAUUGGCAUGAACUAUUAUGCUUUUUUUUUAAAUGCACAUCUCUGUAAACAUCAUGAUGGCACAUAUGCAAAUCCAUUCUGAUCAUUGUGAUUCUAUAAGUAUUGAACUUUGUAGGAGAACUAUGUAUGUGUGUGAUUCUGUGAAUGUCCAAGGUGGAAUUCAGAAAUCCCCCAAAUCCCUUACUCAUACCUCCUUCUGAAUGAGAGACUGACCCAAAACAGCACUGCAUUACUGCUAGUAUCCAUGAGUCAAAUCAUGUUUUCUCUAUGACUUAUUGCAACGUUCAAGUUUUAAAUAGUUAAAUAUUUGAACUUUGUCCCCACCCUCUCCCCAAAAUGAACUACUCAGGGACUCUCAGAAAUUUAGGUUUGUUAAGAACUUGUAAGGAGAUUGCUGGUGAUUUGUGUAAUCUGUGGAUGAAUUAUUUUAUUAUUAAAUGAUUACCCUUACUUAAGUUACUCACAUUCAUUCACCUACCUGUUCUCAAUUAAUUCAUUUAUACCACUUGUUUUAUUCCAUCAUUACUCAUGAAAUUUUUCAUUUUAUGCUCAUUGAUUGAAAUUCAAAUGUUAUUUUUUGUAUCGAAUUUUUUAUACCUUGUCCCACAUUGUUCCAUUUUUAUAUCUUUGUCUAUUGCACUGUUUGGGUAUAGUUCACUCAAUUCAAAAUCCUUCUUGAUCACUGCUGUAAUAUGGCAGUUAAACCUUUUCCUCAUCUCUUUUGUUAAUUGUUGCUUCUUCUUUCCUGAAGUACACCGUUUCUUGUGCAAAUUUAUUGUUGCAAAGCUACUGUAAUCUAUGCAAAGAGAAAGUUCCAAUUUCCACUUUUCAACGUUUGCAUGUUUGACAUUAUUUGUUCAAUCGUUUAUCAUUCUCGUUAACUUUGUUGUUUUUUAACUGAGAUUUUCUGUUAUAUUACCAUUUCUAAUCUCAUCCUGCAUUGACUUGCAUUUUGGAUUUAAAUUUUGAAUGAACUUUUCUUUGCAAUUUUGAUAUCAAGUUUUUUUUGGUUUAUCAUUUUGAAAAUACUAAGACCAACACAUUUCAUCAUUUCUUCCUUCCCUUUGCUGCAUUUAUUUCUGAUCGAUUUAUCUCUAAUUCUGCAGUAACACCAAUAGAAGGAGGUAUGUUCAGGGAAGAUUGACAAUGCUGUGUGGGGAUCCUUAGCAAAAACCUUGAUGGGUUGUAGCAUAUUUAAAACGAGACAUUGUCAUCUGGAGACUGGAUUGUUCUCUCUACAACAUAAAUCCAAUAAAGCUUGAAAAAAAAAGGAA